Micromonas commoda is the source of this 532-nucleotide messenger RNA. RefSeq lists its product as hypothetical. Gene Ontology annotation, molecular function: ATP binding; protein folding chaperone. The coding region runs from base 25 to 420 and encodes 131 amino acids. The transcript has 2 exons. Gene Ontology annotation, biological process: protein folding. The record is from RefSeq and is a predicted model, not a curated record. Lineage: Eukaryota; Viridiplantae; Chlorophyta; Mamiellophyceae; Mamiellales; Mamiellaceae.
CACGAGUCACACUCGCACGUAAACAUGUCCGCCUUUACCGUCUCCGCCAACGCCGCCGCCCUCGGCUCCGUCAAGGGCCUCAAGGCUCGCAAGGCCGUCUCCACCCGCCGCGCCUCCGUCGUCGCUCGCGCGGCGCUCAAGCCCUCCGACCUCAAGCCCACCGGCAACCGCCUCCUCGUCAUCGCCGACAAGGCGGAGACCAAGUCCGCGGGCGGCAUCCUCCUCACCUCCUCCACCGAGGCGUCCGGCCCGGGAUCCUCCGUCACCGGCAAGAUCCAGGCCGCCGGCCCCGAGUGCAAGUCCGUCAAGGCUGGCGACAAGGUGCUCAUCAACGGCUUCGCGGGAUCCGAUUUCGAGUUUGCCGACGGAGAGAAGGGGAAGUUUGUCACCGAGGACGACGUGCUCGCGGUUUUGGCCUGAUUCUUUGUCGUGCGAUGCGCGCGCGAUCGCUUUAUUAGGAGGAUGAGAGAGAGUGAGAGAGAGAACGGGCAUCACCCGGCUUUAUUUGUAAUAGCACGCACCGGCUGAGAAC